Molecule: messenger RNA, 758 nt
Organism: Mucor mucedo
Lineage: Eukaryota; Fungi; Mucoromycota; Mucoromycetes; Mucorales; Mucoraceae
Exons: 1
Coding region: 328-567 (79 amino acids)
Source: RefSeq, a predicted model, not a curated record
AAGCCCCACAGGGAAAAAAAGUAGAGAGAGAGAGAGAGAGAGAGAAAGAGAUAUUUUCAUGACAAGCCACAUGGGGGAUAUAAGAGAAAAGAAGAGGUGCUAUAAAUAUCGUAGAUCCUACCCCCCAAAAUAGAGAUGAGGGAAAUAAGACGUCAGAAAAGAAGUGUAAAAAAAAAAGAUGAGCCUUAUAUUCUAGGGGGGGGAAGUGGCUCCGCUCUUGGGCAAAUAAUAAAAAGGGCACCUCUCCCCCCCCCCCCCCCUUUUGAGUUGUUGUUUGCUGGUUUCCCUCUUUUUUUUUUUUAUUGUAAAUAUAUUUUAAAACAGCAGAUGAAUAUUGUAGCACCACGUCCACAAAAACCCUCUUUUUAUUACUCCAUGCAUCAAGAAGAUGAAGCAUGUCAAGAACUACGACAAAUUCUUGCUUCUCAUCCACACAUGAUGGAAGAUUUCACCAUUAUUCGCACCAAUAAUCCAUUACCUCAUGAACAGGCUGUCUCCCAAGUCAAGCGACCCAGAUCCUUUAGUGUUGGCGACGCAAGAAACUAUCCCAUGAACCUUGUUCAUUAACUUCUUUUCUGUAUAUAUUGUACAUAACAUUUCUUUUUUUUAUACAGCACAUAUUCAUUUAUACAUAUAUAUAUAUAUAAAAAUAAAAACAACUGUUUAUAUCAUCCCCCUUUUUAUAACAAAAAUUAUUAUUAUUUUUUUUUUUUUUUUUAUUCUUUCAAAAAAACAAUUAUAUAUACAGAAAAUAAAAA